Molecule: messenger RNA, 357 nt
Organism: Penicillium alfredii
Lineage: Eukaryota; Fungi; Ascomycota; Eurotiomycetes; Eurotiales; Aspergillaceae
Exons: 3
Coding region: 1-357 (118 amino acids)
Source: RefSeq, a predicted model, not a curated record
AUGGACAAGCCUGGUCCCAGCUCGUGCAAGACGUGCCCCGAAUCAUCGACGCCGCCGCUGGCCGACACCACCAAGGGCAUUUGGAUCAACGGCGUGGGCGACAAUGCGCACGAGGCUCUGAUGAUUGCCUACAGGAAGCGCCUUCGUAUCUUUGUCAAGACGGCUCACAAGCCGUAUGAUCUUGUGGUGACGUGUGUUUUGCUCAUGGCGAACUUGUUGGCACCGAAUGUUUUUCGUCUUAGAUCUGAUGGGCUUUGGGAUGAGUGGCAGCCGAUGCGGGAUCUCUAUGCUCGUCUUUGGACCGGGGAGGAAAUUGGGGGACCGCCGUGGGAAGAGGAUGAGGAAGAAGAAGAGUGA